Sciurus carolinensis (gray squirrel) is the source of this 2784-nucleotide messenger RNA. RefSeq names its product O-acyltransferase like protein-like. The transcript has 15 exons. Gene Ontology annotation, molecular function: acyltransferase activity, transferring groups other than amino-acyl groups. Lineage: Eukaryota; Metazoa; Chordata; Mammalia; Rodentia; Sciuridae. The record is from RefSeq and is a predicted model, not a curated record. The coding region runs from base 1 to 2070 and encodes 689 amino acids.
AUGGCUUCAACUUCACUGUUUUGCCUGCUCUCUUUUCAAUUAUCUUUUGUUUUUCCUGCAAGAAACAUUUCUCCCAAGUGCAUGCAAGAUACCAAUGAAUUCCUUUCUGAUUUGAAUUCAGUGAAGCCCAAAGAAUACGCUCUGAGAAUGUUUGACUCUGUGGGGAAGCUUGGGAGCAACGUUCUUAACGGAAACGUGGACAGGCUGGGAUCAUACAGUGAGUGCCUCUCCGCCCGGGGCCCUGCAGGGAGCUUCCAAGGGCAGUACUGCAAGCCUUAUGUACUGCAGGAUGGAGUGGAUUAUAGCGUGGGCAUAUGUGUCCCCGAUUCCUGUGCUGAAGAGGAUGUGACUCUGAUGUCUCGGCUGGAUAUUUUGAGAUUCAGAAACACUUCGUUCUUGGCUCCUUCCCUCUCCCUCUUUACAGCAAAUUCUUCCUCUUUGUCUGGUGGGAGUGUGGCCAGAUGUGCUGCUGGAAUGUUCACCCUGGACACAUUUGCUGCCCUGUGUCUCUUCCUCACCUUGCUGGGCCUGGCAUUCCCUCUGGCUGGAACCAUCUGCGUGGCCGCCAGGGGACAGGACCCUGGACUUGGGACAAGGCCAGCACAGGGGACGCCUUCGGCCCAUUAUGGGAGUGUGCCUUUGAGGGAGGCAGAGAGCAGUGGGCCAAGAAGCGGGGUCCGACUGACAGCACGCCCCACCCGUCUCUCGCCCUCGGGAGCCGCAAGCCCAGGAAAAGGGUUUCUAGGAGCUGUGGAGCGUGCUCUGCAGUGCUUUUCUUGGCAGAGGAAUGUGCCGGCCAUCUGGACUACGGAGAUGCCAGGAGGCACCUGCCCUGCACUGAACGGCAUCCGAGUCUUAAGUCUCCUCUGGAUCAUCUCGGGACACACCAGCCAGAUGACUGCGUGGCUGUCUUUAGAUAACAUACUUGAAUGGAAAACCAGAGUGCUUAAGAGCCCACUGCACCUUUAUUCUGGGAGUGGCCCAUUCUAUCUUGGGGUUGACACCUUCUUCCUGAUCAGUGGUUGGUUAAGUGCAAGGUCAUUUCUAAAGAUUCAACAGAAUUCAGACAAAGGACUAACCCCUAAGGUCAUACUCAGAUACUUCCUUAAUCGUCUUAUAAGGUUGCAGCCUCUUCACCUGUACUCAGUGUGCUUGUUGGUUGGAGUGUUCUCGCUCGUUCCCUGGGGACCUGUCUGGGAAGUACCCAAAUUCCACUGGGAUAACUGCCGGCAAGCCUGGUGGACCAAUCUGCUGUUGUUAAAUAACUUUGUGUCCGUUCGGCAUGCGUGCAAUGGCUGGACUUGGUACCUUGCCAACGAUUUCCAGUUCCACCUCACCACACCCGUGAUCAUCCUUGUUCACAGAAAAAGCAAACGUGUGCUUGUCCUCCUUGGGGCCCUGCUCUUCCUGGCAUCCUCCACCGCCACCGCUCUGCUCACACUGGCUUACAAACUUCCGGUGGCGUCUCCAUCAGCAGCCAGUGAAAAUGAGACUGUAAUGUAUUUCUUGGAAUACUACACCAAGCCCUAUUGCCGAUACGGACCCUUCCUGGUGGGCCUCUUUCUGAGCAUUUUCAUGCACCAAAACCCUCAGUCAAACAUUCUCAAAACCAAGGCGCAGACCCUGUGCGGGUGGACGUGCUCCCUGCUGACGCUCUUCACCGUCGUCGCUCUGGCGUACGUGCUGGGUGACCCCUCUGCUGAGACUCCAGUGCUGACUGCAGUCUACCAGGCCCUCCACCGGACCCUGUGGGCGGUGGCCGUGGGCUGGAUCAUCUUUGCAUGCCAGGAAGGCUAUGGAGGUCUGGUGACACGCGUACUUGGUUGUGAUAUCUGGAGUUUCCUGGCCAGCAUCAGUUACGCUUGCUACCUGGUGCACCCGAUCCUGAUCAUACUGCACAACGGGCUUCAGGAAACCCUUCUUCACUACACUGAUUCCAACAUGUUCUAUCUUUUCUCUGGACACUGUGUGCUGACCUUGGUCUCUGGGCUGGCCCUGACGCUGUUCAUUGAGAGGCCGUGGCAGGAACUGAAGCGGAGCCUGGGUGGACCACUGCCUGCAGGGGCGUGAACAGCCUGGCUAACACCCAGAAGAGCGGAUGGCCUUUUGUUGGUGGUGACGAGCAGAGGCCCGGGUGUCCUCAUUAAGCAAAGGAUGCUUGUGUUCCUGAGAAGAGCUGUGAAUCUGAUUUUGUGAACAUUUAAUACAUACAGGUUCUCUGUGAUUAAAAUAAGAUUGUUCUAUGAUAAUUUUUGUAGGAGUACAAUAAUCACCCUCAGCUGAAUCAUUUUAACAAAAGUCUGAAUUUCUUUUUUUGGGUGUUGGCUUGCAUUUGAUUUUUUGUAUCAGUGAUCAUAGUGUGAAAUUAAAAUGGAGCCAGGCCUGAAGGAUCCAGAGUAGACAAAGCCAGUUAGCCUUCCUAAGUGACCUUUAACCUUGUUUGAUUGGCAGACGUAAACAAAACUUAACUUGCGUUAUUUUUUGUAAAUGUUUAUGUUAAAGAAAAACAGAACUUAAUCAACCAGGAGCAGCCAAUGAACUUAUAUAACAAGGGUCUUUCUAGAGCCAGAGACUAAGUAAGGCAGCUCUGUAACUGUCACCAAUCACAUAUUGUGUUGCUUCACUCCUGUGCCUGUUCUAUAAAGGCCUCCCCCUCCCUCAGGAGCUCCCGGACCACUUCUGGACUUGGGGCCGCUUGAUUCAUGAAUCAGUGUGAUUGUGCUUCAAUUUUAUUUUUAACAAAAGAAAAUGAUCAAAUGUUGUGAUUCAUUGUAAUUUGGGUUA